CCUGUCCCGUGCCAUCUAUACCUGAACAUAGGCUCGGAGAAAGUCUUUGUUGCCUAUGGUACCAUAUGUCCAGAGUUGCUCCUUGAUCACCACAACGACGUCACGUCCGAUAACGUGAAAGUGAGCGUUGAUGAUUUUGAGCCCGCGUACAAAGAAGCUCCCGUCCCCGUGCCUUCUCAAUAUAUUAAGAAACUUGCUCAAGCUCAUGGUACCUUCACUCAGUGGCCAAAGCAUUUGGUGUCGCUUACGAAUGAGGAGGUAAACAAGCCUACAAGUAAAGAGCCUAAAGGGAAAGGGAACAAAGGGAAAGAGAUAGUGGUUGGGGGAAGUGGAACAAAAGCGUCCAACACUAAAUCAAAAACCUAUUUCCUUGAAAAUUAUAAAGUGCAAAAUUUGAGUGGUAAGUGCAAUGUGAUGAAAACUAUGAUGUUGGGAUUAAAAGAAGGGGAGCACGUUAAGGUACAUUGCACUAAAAGGACAUUCAAUAUGGAAAAGGACUUUGAAAUUAGUGUCACCGUUGAAGACACCGAUCAACUUCUCUCGGGAGCAUGGCUCAAUAUAUCAAUAAUACAAGUUUUUGUUACGGCUUUGAGUGAGUUGUGUUUUCACGAUGAUUGUCACCCCAAUAGUAUUGGAUUCAUGUGCCCGGAGAUGAUCUCGGCCACCAUGUUAAAGUCCGAUGCAGAUCGAAUUCUAUUGUACAUGACGAGGUCCAUGAGUGCACUUAGUUCUAAGACAUUCAUCUUAUGUCCAUACUACGAAAAGAGUCACUGGAUGCUUUUAGUUCUUUGCUUGUCUAAACGUGAGGUCUACAUAUUUGAUUCUCAACAGAAGAAGAGAAAUUUGAUGAUUAAGGAGCCACUAAACAAUGCUUUUCGGAGUUACAAGAGACUAGGUGGACAAUCUAAGGGAACUAAAAUAACAUGGAUUCCAGCACAGUGUGCUCAACAACCGGGAUCACUAGAUUGUGGCUACUACGUCAUGCGUUUUAUGUACGACAUAAUAAUGAAUCAUGGUAAUAGUCAAGAUCUUACUAAGGAUUUUUCAAGAACAUUGCCUUAUUCACCGGAGGAGAUUAAUGAGGUGAAAGAUUUUUGGGCAGAUUACUUCAUGAACAAUGUCGAAUUUUUAGCUUAAUUUGUAAUAUGAACUUGAUCUCUAGCUAGCUACGUACCUUUGUUGUAAUAAUUUUAUGUUUGUUGUAACAUGUUGGUUGAUCGAUCUAUGACGAAUUUAAUUGUCUUUUAUUGGGAACGUUAAUUACGUUGUAAACUUUAGUGACAGGUAUUAAUUAUAAAUGUAUUCCCGGUAUUGGGAAUGAAGCGUCU
Molecule: messenger RNA, 1328 nt
Organism: Spinacia oleracea (spinach)
Lineage: Eukaryota; Viridiplantae; Streptophyta; Magnoliopsida; Caryophyllales; Amaranthaceae
Product: ubiquitin-like-specific protease 1
Exons: 7
Coding region: 415-1137 (240 amino acids)
Biological process (GO): proteolysis
Molecular function (GO): cysteine-type peptidase activity
Source: RefSeq, a predicted model, not a curated record